GCGAGUUUCGUAAUUAUGACCGCGAGAAUUGCAAUCUCGAUGCAGGAGCGCGAUAAUAAAGUAGCGAUAACUUCGGGUGACUGCGACAAGUUGAGAACCCCGGGACACGUCAUAAACAAGCAACAUGGCCGACGAUCGCGAAUAUUGACGAGACGCGUGCUGCUGUUUACAAACGAGAGACUCGGUCGCGUCGAUGAUACUCUGACCCCGUCAGUCGCGUGGUCUGUCCUGCCAUGGCACAGGCAAAGGUCGACGUGCCGGAGAAAUCCGGCGGUAUUAAGGAGAAGGACAAGGACAAGGAUUCCGAGGAAAAGGAAGGGUGUCGCUAAUCAAAGCAAACGAUGUCCGAUGUGUCGUCAAGAGAUUCCACCAGAUUUCCUUGAGAGACCUCAACUGGUGGAAAUAGAAGAACCUCAGAAGGAAUCGGAACAUCCAGAGGAAGAGUAUCAAUGGUUUUACGAAGGUCGAAAUGGUUGGUGGCAAUACGAUCAGCGUACAAGUAUUGAAUUAGAAACGGCGUAUAAACAGGGCAAAAGAACCUGUGAAUUGUUGAUCGCAGGAUUUCUUUACAUUGCUGAUUUUGGUUCGAUGCUUCAGUUGCGUCGAAAUGAUCCCUCCAGACGAAGGAGAAUCAAAAGAGAUCUGUAUAAUGUUCCAAGAAAAGGCGUUGCUGGAUUACGACUCAAUGUGCAGGACGAAGAGAUUGUGAGAGAAAUAAGAGGUGCUGAACGGCCAGCUAGUCCUGCAAGUGAUAGUAUGGGUACAGGAGAUGGCACAAAUACCCCCAUACCACCUAGUAACACACCACAGACACCUGCAGGUGGGACAGCAAGCGGUGAUGCUACUCCUCUAAAUGAUAGAAUAGAUCAGAGAUCGGAUUCCUUGCAUCAGGUUUUAGAACAGAUGCGUUCUCUAGUUUUAAGAGAGCAUUUAUCCUUAAAUAGCGAUAACGAAUUUGAAGAGGAUACGGAGGAUGCGACGAUUUCGGAUCAUCCUACUCUUUCAUAGCUAUAAAUAUCGAACGUGUAUUCAGAGAUUGUGAUAAUCUUAUCUCAGAAUCUCCGAUUCGUUUUCAAACUCUUCGUAUUAUUCAGCUCAAUAAAGUAAUAGUAUUCUACACAAAUACACGUUACGUUUGCUAGAAGUGCAUUAAUGUAUAAACUUUAUUGAUCUAGCAAACUACAUUGCUCAAGUACAGCAUACGAGAAUUGAUAUACGAUUAAGUAUCUCUAGUUAAGUAACUAUCUUAAUUCAGUAAAUAAUUUUCCUUCCUGUUUUUAAAAACUGUUUAAUCAUAAUGCAAUCGAUAAAAAAGAAUAUCAAUUAAGUUCUCAUAAAGAUAAUAAGAGUUUGCGAAAAGCAAAUUUAAAUUUAUAAAAUAACUACUUGUUGAUGAAUAAUGUACUUAAAAGUCUAACUUUAAAAAUUAUUAUGUUGUGUAACAGUAAUAUAACUGCUGUAACAACAAUUAGUCGUAUAAGAUAAGAUAAAUAUAUCUAAAAUAUACUAAAGUUUCUAAUAAAAAUGUGUUCAUGCCUUAGAAAGGCACAUGAAAAAGAGAGAAUAUAACGAAAAAAA
Pogonomyrmex barbatus (red harvester ant) is the source of this 1578-nucleotide messenger RNA. It is a transcript of the gene Rnf146, whose product is annotated as Ring finger protein 146. Lineage: Eukaryota; Metazoa; Arthropoda; Insecta; Hymenoptera; Formicidae. Gene Ontology annotation, cellular component: nucleus; cytoplasm. Gene Ontology annotation, biological process: Wnt signaling pathway; ubiquitin-dependent protein catabolic process. The record is from RefSeq and is a predicted model, not a curated record. Gene Ontology annotation, molecular function: poly-ADP-D-ribose binding; zinc ion binding; ubiquitin protein ligase activity.